AUGGAUCCUCCGCCCGUCGUGGUGAACCCGGCGGAUGAGCCCAUAGAGAUAUUCCGGAAUGUCUUACAAUACUCGUACCCGGCCGUUCUCCUCCUCGCCUUCGUUAUUAUUGGAGCGACCGACAGCAUCAUUACAGCACUUCGGAAGGAGGGUGGCAUAGUCGCAACAGUCAAGGGUCCCGGCGGGAAGCCCCUGCCCGUUACAAAGCGUAAAAGAGAGAGCCAAGAUGACGAGGAUGAGGACUCCUACUACAGCCCGGCUUCCAAAAGCUUCUUCCAAUGGUGUAUGAUGGCGGCAACCUUCACUUUCUUUUGUGCUGGGGCGAACGUAGCUGCUCGGGCUCUGACCUACCGCUCUACAUCGGGGGCCCACGGCUGGUGGUGCGGCGAACCCAAGACGGUGUUUAUCCUCGGUUCGACAUUUCUCUAUCUCUACGUUACUGUUACGCUCUUUGACUGGGCUGGAAGCCCGUACCUUGUCCACAUCAUCAUGUGGUGGACCGCUCUUGUGGGCGACUUGAUCAUCUUAAUCUCUGACCUGAUUAUCCUGACGGGCUCGCACAAGGUCAUGGUCAAUCUUGGUCGCCAAAAAUACGUGGUGGAAGAAGGUCUCAACAGCUGGGAUGCUGUAGACGUAACCUUUGCUGCCAUACGUCUGGCCAUCCUCGCUGGUCUAAUCAUCGUCUACUAUUCGAUCGCGUGGCUCAAGAAGCGAGCCGAGCAGCGAAGGCUUGCCGAGUUCUACCAGUCGGACUCGGAUGAGAACACCCCGUUGAUGAACGGACACCAAAACGGCUACCACUCAAACGGGCAUACGCGCAAUGGAAAUGUCACAGACCCUAGCAGAACGACCGGAUCUACGGCGCCCACCGUCGACGAAGAAGCCACUUUUUACCGACCCGAGAAGCUCCCGCAUACCACCUGGUUCGAGUACCUCCGAGGCUACUCAGUUUUCUUCCCUUAUAUGUGGCCCAGCAAGAAAACGAGACUGCAAGUUAUUGUGGUCAUCUGCUUCAUCCUUCUGAUGCUCCAGCGGGCGGUCAACUUCUUGGUACCGUACCAAAUCGCCAAGGUGACAAACGAGCUCACUCCCAAGGACUCGGGCCUGCCACUGGCAAUGCCAUGGGCUUCUCUAGGUCUUUUGGUCUUGUAUAAGCUGCUUCAAGGCCCUUCCGGCCUACUUGGGUCUAUGAGGACCUUGCUUUGGAUACCGGUCUCGCAGCACUCCUACCGAGCACUUACCACGUCGGCUUUUGAACAUGUGCACUCCCUUAGUUUGGAUUUUCACCUGGGAAAACGAACCGGCGAGGUCUUGUCAGCUCUCAACAAAGGUUCUGCGGUGAACUCUUUCCUGGAACAAGUCACUUUCCAGGUCUUCCCGAUAUUGAUUGAUCUGUUCCUGGCGAUCAGCUCCUUCUUCAUCCUAUUUGAUGCUGUGUACGCCGUCAUCGUCUGCAUCAUCACGUUUUACUACCUCUUCAUGACAAUUCGAAUGGCACAGAGCACGGCCGACCAGAGAAGGCUCAUGUCAAAUGCCGACCGCGAGGAGGAAGCUGUCAAGAACGAUUCCAUCAUAUCUUACGAAACCGUCAAGUACUUCAAUGCGGAGGACUUCGAGUUCAAGCGGUACCGAGAAGCGAUCAGCAAUUUCCAAGCCGCCGAAGCGAAAGUCACCUGGAGCAUCUCUACCAUGAACGUUCUGCAGUCCUUGGUCUUCAUGACAGGUAUGAUGGUCACAAUGAUGCUCUGUGCCUACCAGGUCAGCAUUGGCCCGAAAACCGUUGGCGACUUCAUUUUCCUCAUGACCUAUUUGGUUCAACUUCAAGGGCCGCUCAACUUCUUUGGCACGUUCUACAGGACUGUUCAGCAAGCCAUGAUUUCUGGAGAGCGGCUUUUGGAACUAUUCAAGCAGCGGCCGACGGUGGUGGACCGACCUGGCGCAGAACCACUGACCAAAUGUGAUGGUCUGAUUGAGUUCUCCAAAGUCCAAUUUGCCUACGACCAGCGCCGGCCCGCGUUGCGGGACCUAUCAUUCAGGUGUGAACCUGGCACUACAACAGCCCUGGUUGGCGAAUCGGGUGGUGGCAAGUCGACCCUUUUCCGACUGCUGUACCGCUACUUCAAUAGCCAAGAAGGCGUCAUUCAGAUUGAUGGGCACGACCUCAAGGAUGUUACGAUCGACUCUGUACGUCGUCAGAUAGGUGUCGUGCCACAGGACACAGUACUGUUCAACGACACUCUCAUGUACAAUCUGCGGUACGCCAACCAAGAUGCCACGGAACAAGACAUCUAUGCUGCAUGUCGAGCGGCCAGUAUUCACGAGCGAAUCAUGUCUUUCCCAGAUGGGUACUACACCAAAGUUGGCGAGCGUGGGCUGCGACUAAGUGGCGGUGAGAAGCAGCGGGUGGCGAUUGCGCGGACGCUGCUCAAGAACCCGAAGAUCAUAAUGUUGGAUGAGGCGACAUCGGCUCUCGAUACCCACACAGAGCAAGAAAUCCAAUCAAGACUCGCCAAAAUUGGCGAGGGCCGCACACUGUUGAUUAUCGCCCAUCGCCUCUCCACGAUCACGCAUGCCGACCAGAUCUUGGUACUUAAGAACGGUACCAUUGUUGAGAAGGGCACUCAUGAACAGCUCUUGAUGAAAGAAACAUCCGCAUACUCCCGAAUGUGGAACAAACAAGCUAAGGCACAAAAAGCUGCCCAGGAUGCCCAACAGGCGACUCGCAAGGCGGAAAAGCUGAUGCGCAAAGCGUCGCUAGACGGCAGCGGCCAAGAAGAUGAUCUGAACAGCUCUUCCGACGAAUCCACGCGGAAUGGCCACCCCCGGCCACAAGGCAGCUAG
Molecule: messenger RNA, 2841 nt
Organism: Neoarthrinium moseri
Lineage: Eukaryota; Fungi; Ascomycota; Sordariomycetes; Amphisphaeriales; Apiosporaceae
Exons: 3
Coding region: 1-2841 (946 amino acids)
Biological process (GO): transmembrane transport
Cellular component (GO): membrane
Molecular function (GO): ATP hydrolysis activity; ATP binding; ABC-type transporter activity
Source: RefSeq, a predicted model, not a curated record